Trichomonas vaginalis G3 is the source of this 492-nucleotide messenger RNA. RefSeq lists its product as uncharacterized. NCBI's taxonomy places the organism in Eukaryota, Parabasalia, Trichomonadida, Trichomonadidae. The transcript has a single exon. The record is from RefSeq and is a predicted model, not a curated record. Bases 1 to 492 code for a protein of 163 amino acids.
AUGGUCGAAAUCAUUGCUCAAACAGCACUCGAGAAAUAUAAAAAAAUUCAAGAAGAAAAUAAAUAUUUAGACCAAAUGUUUGAAGCACAGCAAGACAUAUUUGACGAAAUCCAACAAUACGAUUAUUCAGAAGAGAUAGAAGAACUUGAUAAAGAAAUAAAUGAUAUACAAAGUCAUAUCGAUAACUCUCAGCAAUACUUAGCGAGUUUAUUAGCUCCAAAAGAAGAUAAUGAACCAGAAGCUUCAAAGAUUUUGAAAAAUAUUAUAUUACAAUUACAAAUGCAAAUAUUAUCAUGCAUAAAAUCAAAUGCUGAUAAUAAUAAUCUGAAUGUUCCAAUCCAAAAUCUAAUUUUGAUAGAAGAUUCAAUAAAUAAAGUCAUUGAAGAGCUUGUUGCCAAAGGUAAAUUGCCUGAAACUGAAGAGCAGAAAACAGCUAGAUAUAAGAAAUUAGAUGAUCAUGGAAGUAAGUUAAUGAAAGUCUUGAAUAUUUAA